AUAAAUUAGAUGAAGUCACGUCGACGAGUUUACCGACUUUAGGUGUUGAGGAAGGAACGGAAAUUGGUAUUCUAGUCAUAAUAAUAGCGGCCGCCCUCGUUACAAUUACGCUGCUCUUCCUCAUCGCAAUCUUCAUCGAUUGCAGACAACAAAAGACGAUAAAUGUUGAAGCGACGAGCGACAGCGGGAGGAUAUUCAGAAUGAAACUGCCAAAGAUCAGCAGGAAACUGCGCGAAGAUGAGAAACAGUUCUCGAAUCGAAUGCAAAUACCGGAUGGGACGGAUCCAGCAAACAUCGUUUGAAACUUAUUCCAAACCAAUUCAAUCGAAUCCAAUCUAUUCCCAUUUUUUACUUUUACUUUAUUUAUUUCCUAUUCAAUUUUAUUCAAAGUAUUAUUAAUUUUAUACAUAUACAUACAUAUAUAUAUAUAUUAUCGCCGUUGCCAAAGUAACCACAAUCUUGUUUAGUUUUAUUG
Nicrophorus vespilloides is the source of this 475-nucleotide messenger RNA. RefSeq lists its product as uncharacterized. NCBI's taxonomy places the organism in Eukaryota, Metazoa, Arthropoda, Insecta, Coleoptera, Silphidae. The record is from RefSeq and is a predicted model, not a curated record.